Molecule: messenger RNA, 708 nt
Organism: Penicillium samsonianum
Lineage: Eukaryota; Fungi; Ascomycota; Eurotiomycetes; Eurotiales; Aspergillaceae
Product: gluconokinase
Exons: 2
Coding region: 1-708 (235 amino acids)
Cellular component (GO): cytoplasm
Molecular function (GO): gluconokinase activity
Source: RefSeq, a predicted model, not a curated record
AUGCUCUCCGCCGGAGAACGACCCCAGCCUCCUCACGCUCCCACCAUAGUAGAUUCCGCCGUGAGCAAGACGCGUAUCAUGCCGGACCUCGCCAAUGGAACCAACGGAGUAACAACCUCCACACUCUCCACACCCUCCAAACCCGCGCAAAUGCAACAUAUCUGGGUCGUGACCGGUCCAGCAGGAUGCGGAAAGAGCACCGUCGGCAACGUCCUACGCACCGAGCUCGACAUCCCAUUCCUAGAAGGCGACGAUUACCACCCAGUGGCAAACAAAGAAAAAAUGGGCAAAGGCAUACCACUCACAGACGAAGACCGCUGGGACUGGCUGAUCUCCCUGCGCCAGGCAGCAAUCGAUGCGCUCUCCCCCUCGGAACCCAACAAAUUCCACCCACCCGCCGGCGUGGUGGUAGCUUGCUCUGCGCUGAAGCAGAAGUACCGGGAUGUGAUGCGCGUCGCUGCGUACGGCUCGCCCUCGGUGCAGAUCCACUUCGUCUACCUCAAGCUCAAUGAAGAUGUGCUCAUGCACCGUGUCACACAGCGCGAAUCACACUACAUGAAGAGCGGCAUGGUGCACUCGCAGCUUGCGGCGCUUGAGGAGCCUAAGGGCGAGUGGGAUGCUAUUACUAUCAAUGUUGAGGGUACCAUGGAGGAGGUGCAGCGGAAUGUUAUUGAUGCUGUUACUGAUAAACUUGCUGAGUAUAAGUGA